This is a messenger RNA of Neohortaea acidophila, 1314 nucleotides long. RefSeq lists its product as uncharacterized. The coding region runs from base 1 to 1314 and encodes 437 amino acids. The transcript is spliced from 2 exons. The record is from RefSeq and is a predicted model, not a curated record. Lineage: Eukaryota; Fungi; Ascomycota; Dothideomycetes; Mycosphaerellales; Teratosphaeriaceae.
AUGCUCUGGCUCCAUCUCCUCCUCCUGCAACUGGCAACCUACACCCUCACAACCGCAAAUCGCACCACCACCACCACCAUCUCACUCACCGCCCACAUCUCCACCAGGUCUGCAGCAAACACCGACUAUGUCUGCAUGUUCGUGACCACCGAAGCAAAUUGGCAAGGCGAACAACAGAAUCUCUGCGGCAUCCCAGGUGAAUUCGCUCCCCAACUCCCCCCCGGCCUAAAUGGCAAUAUAUCCUCCGCCGGCCCGUCCGAAGGCCAAGUUUGCUUCCUGUACACCGGCUCAAACUGCACGGGCAACGCAUCGGCGCCAAUCGUGUAUCCUGGGUAUGCGGACUUGGGGCAGAUUGGGUUUGAUAAGAUGGCGGGUAGUUGGCGGUGUUGGAAAAUGUGUGGAUCUGGAGCUGGAUCGACGAGUACUGCGGCUACACCUACUACGACUACGAUUACUCCUCUGCCGACCAGCACCGUCACUUCGGUGGUGAGCGUGACUAUUACGUUCACGGCCUCCGCAUCGAGCUCUUCUCUGUCGAGCGGGAAUAUGGGGGACGUGGGGGGCACAAGUUCGGGGUUGAUUUCGAUUACGAAGACGCUUAGCGGUGCGCAGCCGAUGGCGACGGGGUUCAUUUCGAUCACCACUACGGAAUAUAAAGAGUCGCCACCUUCAUCCUCGACAACCUCCAGUGCUUCUUCUUCGACGAGCUCCAGUGGCUCUUCUUCGACAAGCUCUGGUGUUUCUAUCACGACGACGCACACGGCUGUGGAGCAGAUCGAUACAAGUGCGGCGUCGACCACGACAACGAAUCCUCUGACUCCCGCGGGAAGCUCGAUUGGAAUCACCACCACACUGAGCGCCCAACCCACCACUGAAACCUCCACUGCAGUCACCACGACGCUGAGUGGCACGAGCCCGUCUUCCGCGUCCUCCUUGCAUUCCAUCACCACCACACUGAGUGCCCCGAAUCAGUCUUCUGUCUCCAGCUUGCGUUCCAUUACCACGACGCUCAGUGCCUCGAACCAAAUCACCGUUGCAACAUCGAACUCCGUAGUGACCAUCCUCAACACCCAGACGCAGACCCCGACAUCCGCCGGACUUGCGCCGACGCCUACUCCGAGCACCACCGCGACAGCAUCGCCACGUUCACCUCCCAGCAGCUUGACGUCCGCCACGCAGAUCAGCGCUCCGGGCUUCAGCAUGUCCUCUUCAUUGGUGACUUUGACGCAUACGUUUGCUGAUGGAAGCAAAACGCUGGUCACCACGUUCGUCAUCCUGCCUGUUCCGACUGUACCGCCGACGAAGAGGGGAUAA